Messenger RNA from Ogataea philodendri, 1512 nucleotides. RefSeq lists its product as uncharacterized. The record is from RefSeq and is a predicted model, not a curated record. The coding region runs from base 1 to 1512 and encodes 503 amino acids. The transcript has 4 exons. NCBI's taxonomy places the organism in Eukaryota, Fungi, Ascomycota, Pichiomycetes, Pichiales, Pichiaceae.
AUGCAUGCAGCAGAACCUGCUGGUUCACCAGGAUUUGCAGCUUGUCUGGUGGAAAUCCAGCUGGUCGUCGUAGAACUCGUCAAACACCUUGGUGAUACUCAAGUAUCUCUUAAGAGCCAGUCCAAGGUUGGUGACUGCUUCUUUGUCGUUCUUGUCACCAAGUGCCUUUCUGUACUUUCUCAAAUAGCUUUCUGCGCUCUCAACCAAGAACCAGAUCGACUGCAUGAUGUGCAAGUCCUUGAGUCCAUUUGGGCUUUCGUCGUUCUUGGUGAACGCAGAGAUGGUAUCGAUGGCCUUGUGGACGUUGUCUGCACGCAAAUAAUAUUUGGUGGUUUUGGUGUUGAUGAAUCUGUCCUGCAAGUCGAGUUUCAGACCUUCGUUCAUCACCGAGGCAGCUUGGUCCAGCUCGUUCAGUCUCUUGAAGAUACGGGCUUUCAUGAUGUACAGCUCGACCAGUGUUGGGGUGUGGCCAAUGGCCACGUCUAUCUUUUCCAAGGCAGCAGAGUAUUCCCCCACAUGGUAGUGGUGCUGGGCAAGGAAGUAUGCUGUCCAGCAGUAGGUGAGUGGCUCGUCCUUAGUGUUGUUGAAGAAAUUAGAAACGAUCGAGUAAAUGGUGGCAGCGUUGGACUUGCUCUUGUACAACGGCUUCACAUUGACAAACGUGGAUGGAACACCCCGUUUGAGUUGUCCCACGAUCACCAUUCCUGUUUCUUCGAUCCGGUCGAGAUCUUUCAAAGCUGCCUCGUAAUUGCCGGCCUGCGAAAUGACCUCGUUCCGGUAAAGCAGACAUUCGGAGUGCUCAAAGUAGUCCGAUUCUUGCAGCUUGUCGCUGAUCAAAUCUUCAAUGCGGCCAAGAACUUUUUCAGCGUUCACCAGGUCUCCGUUCAGAUGAUGUGCCACAGCAGAAGCGGUCCAGUUGGCACGGUAACCCGGCUGGUCUUCCAGGUACCCGAGUCUCGACUUUGGCAGAUUCUUGUAGUCUCUGAUCUGACUCUGCAUGGUGCUCAAAUCACGCAGAAUGUUCUUGUUGGUGGAACCGUUGUCCAUGGCAGCUUGAUACCAUUUGGCCGCUUGCUUGUCUUCCAAAGCGUAGAACGAACCUUUGGCAAACACCGUGAGCGGGAUCUUUUCCUCGAUACCAAGCUCCUUCAAUCUCGGCGGAAGUCUCUGAGAGAUCUGGCGCAAGUAUGGCAAGGAGAACUCAUUGAAAUCAGCAGGACUCAGCUCUCCACCCCAACUCUCGAAAACUUGCAACAUCUGAGCACCAGCCUUGACUUGCAAGGCCAAGAACUCCACAGCCACGUCGGUGGUCAUCUGCAAAAGUUGGUGGGACUCCUUCGGGUACUUGAACAGCCACUCCUUGACAAAUCUGUAGAUCUUGGAUCCUCCUCCUUCAAUCAUGUAGCACAUCAAAGUCCAUGGGGCUCCGCAGAACCCAAGCAAAGGAACACGGCCAUUCAGCUUGUGUCUCGUGGUGGUUAUGGAAUUGAAUGCCCACGCCAAUUCCUUUGA